GACCUGCUCCUCCUCACACGCCUCCACACUGCCGCCAAUACUUAAGUUUCAAGUACUUAUUCCCCACUCAUUAGAUACCCACAGUCGCAUUUCCAACGGACCAGAACCAAGAAAAUGCGGUCCCCAGGCUUCCCAGGGACCCUCCUACUCCUACUCUUCCUCCCAACAGCCCUCGCCUUCAAAGCACCCGACUUCAAAACCUGCUCCCAGUCCGGUUUCUGUCGCAGAGGACGCGCUCUCUCUGCACGCGCCCAAGAAUCCUCAUCAUCAUGGCACUCCCCGUACUCCAUCGAUCCCCCCGAAUUUCUUGCGCUCACGCCUCGCUCACCAGGAUUCACCACAAAUGUCCACUCGUCCAUUCAUCCUAACGUCAAAUUCGUGCUUGAUGUCAUUAUACACGAGGACGGUGUCGUGCGUGUGCGAAUGGACGAAGUGGAUGGGCUGAGGAAACGGUAUGACGAAGCUGCUCAGUGGGCGCUCGUCGGAGAACCUUUGCUGAGUAGUGAUGUCCACUGGAAGGUGGACGCGAAAAAAGCCAAAGCUGUUUUUGGACCGAAGAAGGAUAUGGAGCUCGUUGUUGACUUUAACCCUCUCAAGAUCACGCUUUUCCGGGGUGGCGAAGAACAGGUCGUAUUGAACGGGCGUGGGUUAUUGCACAUGGAGCAUUUCAGAACCAAGGAGGAUUCUAAGCCAGCGGAACAUAUCGAAGGCGAGGGACAAUCUGUCCUCCAAGUCAACCCUGCAGCAUGGUUCGAAGGCGAUGCCCAAGACGCCUUCUGGGACGAAACCUUCUCCACAUGGACAGACACCAAACCCAAAGGCCCUGAAUCCCUUUCCCUCGACAUAACCUUCCCCAACCAUGCCCACGUCUACGGGAUCACCCAACACGCCACAAACCUCUCCCUUCCAAGCACAACAGGUCCCACCGCAAAAUACACAGACCCUUUCCGUCUCUACAACGCAGACGUCUUUGAGUACCUUGAAGAUUCACCCGUUUCUCUCUAUGGCUCAAUUCCGCUCAUGCAUGCGCAUUCUGCAACGUCGACGGUGGCUGUUUUCAAUGCGCUUGCGUCAGAGACGUGGAUCGAUAUCGCUCAUGUGGAGAAGGGGGUGGAGACGCAUUGGAUAUCUGAAUCUGGGAUCCUAGACGUAUUCUUGCUCCCAGGCCCAACUCCCAAAGAUGUAUUCACACAAUACGCACACCUAACAGGAACAGCACCCCUCCCAGCCCAUUGGUCCCUCGGGUAUCACCAGUGCCGAUGGAACUACGUCAGUUCAGACGACAUUCGCGGUGUGCAGAAUAGGUUCGACGAGGACGAUUUCCCUGUGGAUGUGUUUUGGUUGGAUAUCGAGUAUGCGGAAGACCAUAGGUAUUUUAUGUGGAAUAAGAAGACGUUUCCCGAUCCGGUGGAGAUGACUAGGGAUGUGGAGGCUGUUGAGCGGAAGAUGGUAGUCAUCAUCGAUCCCCACUUAAAACGUGCCAACGACUACCCGGUAUACAAACGCGCAUCAGAACUAGGAGUCCUCGUUAAACCAAAGAGCGGCGAGGGCGAAUACGAAGGAUGGUGUUGGCCUGGCUCCUCCUCUUGGAUCGACUUUUUCCAUCCUGGUUCUUGGGACUUUUGGAUUUCGUUGUUCAAGACGAAGACUAUUGAUGGUCAGUGGAGUUGGACGGAGAGUACUGAUAACGUAGGUAUUUGGAACGAUAUGAAUGAGCCGUCUGUGUUUAACGGACCGGAAAUCACGAUGCCGAAAGAUAACGUCCAUUACGGCGGUUGGGAGCACCGAGAUGUGCAUAACAUCAACGGGAUGCUCUUCGCGAACCACACAUUCCAAGCAGCCGAAGCGCGUACAGACCCCCCACGACGCCCAUUCGUCCUCACCCGUGCCUUUUACGCCGGCUCUCAGCGUUUCGGCGCGAUGUGGACGGGCGAUAAUCUUGGUACGUGGGAGCAUAUGGCGGUGGGGAUUAAGAUGGUGCUUGCGAAUGGGGUUGGGGGGAUGCCUUUUGCUGGGUCCGACGUUGGCGGCUUCUUCGGAAACCCCGAACCAGAAAUGUUAGUGCGCUGGUACGUAGUGGGCGCAUUCUCACCUUUCUUCCGCGCACAUGCGCAUAUCGAUACGAAGCGCCGAGAACCGUACCUUCUUGAUGAGCCAUACAAGAGUUUGGUUAGGGAUAUAUUGAGGUUGAGGUAUUCGAUGCUUCCUGUGUGGUAUACUGCGUUUAGGGAGACGAGUGAGAGUGGGGUUCCUAUUCUGAGGCCUCAAUACAUGAUGUUCCCUGAAGACGAAGCUGGGUUUGGGAUCGAUGAUCAGUAUUAUGUUGGGUCGUCGGGGUUGCUUGUUAAACCUGUCACGCAGAAGGGGGUAAAGGAGGUUUCGGUAUAUAUUGCUGAGGAUCAGGUCUACUAUGACUACUUCACCAACCAUGCCCACCGCCCCAAGAACCGACACAUAACCCUCCCCGCAAACCUCGACCAAAUCCCCCUCCUCAUCCGCGGAGGCUCCAUCAUCUCAACACGCGAACGCCCUCGCCGUUCCUCGCCAUUAAUGAAACACGACCCGUUCACGCUACGCAUCGCGCUCGAUAAUACCGGGAAUGCGCGCGGGGAGGUUUAUCUUGAUGAUGGUGAGACGUAUGGGUAUGGGAGGGGGGAUGUUGUUUGGCGUGGGUUUGGUGCGGAGAGCGUGAAAGGAAAGGGCAAGGGGAUUGGGAUGGUACGCAUCUCGUCUGUCGAUCUCGCAGCGGCAGGAACGGAAGUGGGCGCGUACAACCCUGGGAAUGAGUUCGCACGCAGUGUGGGGGAUGUGAGAGUGGAAAAGCUCGUCGUGCUAGGACUCAGGAAGAAGCCUUCGAGUGUGGCUUUGGAAAGCGGGAGGGAGCUUGAGUGGGAGUAUGCCUUGGAGGGUGAGGCGGGGGUGUUAGUCGUUAAAGAUCCUGCGGUGCGCGUGGUGGAUGAUUGGGCCGUCGUUGUGAAGUUGGAGUGAGAUACCAUACCGUCAUUAUUUGAAUUGUGCUGUGCGUUAUCAUUGGUUAUUUGUAUGCGGCGGAUUGGACUACAUUUCAUCUCGCCCGACCAGUAGUUUUAUAUCCUAGCCAUAGUCGGAGCUUCGCUAUUGAAUAUUGAAGUCUGAUGGAGAUUUCUUUGUAGCCGCAACCGAUUUGAAUACACAUAUACAUCGG
Molecule: messenger RNA, 3184 nt
Organism: Suillus clintonianus
Lineage: Eukaryota; Fungi; Basidiomycota; Agaricomycetes; Boletales; Suillaceae
Product: glycoside hydrolase family 31 protein
Exons: 9
Coding region: 115-2988 (957 amino acids)
Biological process (GO): N-glycan processing; carbohydrate metabolic process
Cellular component (GO): glucosidase II complex
Molecular function (GO): alpha-glucosidase activity; carbohydrate binding
Source: RefSeq, a predicted model, not a curated record